UCCACUCCGAUUGAAAGAAACUGCUAAUAUAGAUAGCUGGAAAACAUUCUCAAGAGACUGAAAUGAAAUCUGCCAUUUCUUCGUUGAUUAGCUCCAGAAAUUUCAAUCUUCACCGAUCUUCCCUCUCCUUCUCCAUCUUCCGGCGGCCAUCUCUGCUUCUACCAUCUCAAUUUCCGGUCAUAUCUACUGACGAUAAGGCCACCGGCGCCAAUUUUACCAGUCUGCGCCGUAAGUGUCGUUUCCAUUCCACCAAGUCCUCGCCGAUUAUGGCCUCAUCCUUCAAUCCCGAACAAGCUAGGUCUCCACCUGCAGUUCCGUUGCCGAUCCCUCCGGUCACCAAGUUUAAAAUCGGCCUAUGUCAAUUGACGGUGACGCCUGAUAAGCAAAGGAAUAUUGAACAUGCUCGUAAGGCCAUUGAGGAGGCUGUGGAAAAAGGCGCCCAGCUUGUUGUCUUGCCGGAAAUUUGGAAUGGUCCUUAUUCAAAUGAUAGCUUCCCAGUUUAUGCGGAGGAUAUUGAAGCCGGUGGUGAUGCCUCUCCUUCAACAGCCAUGUUAUCUGAAGUUUCUCGUCGUCUAAAGGUCACUAUAGUUGGUGGCUCAAUUGCAGAGCGCUCAGGGGAUAAAUUGUAUAAUGCUUGUUGUAUUUUUGGUACUGAUGGAAAGCUGAAAGCCAAACACAGGAAGAUACAUCUUUUUGAUAUUGAUAUCCCUGGAAAGAUCACUUUUAUUGAGUCCAAGACUCUUACAGCAGGUCAAACCCCUACUGUUGUGGACACAGAAGUUGGACGUAUUGGUAUCGGAAUCUGUUAUGACAUUCGUUUUCAGGAACUAGCCAUGAUAUAUGCUGCAAGAGGUGCUCACUUGAUUUGCUAUCCUGGGGCAUUUAACAUGACUACUGGACCAUUGCACUGGGAGCUAUUGCAGCGUGCAAGGGCUGCAGAUAAUCAGUUGUAUGUGGCAACAUGUUCACCUGCUCGAGACGUCGGAGCUGGUUAUGUAGCUUGGGGCCACUCUACCCUUGUUGGACCGUUUGGUGAAGUGUUAGCUACAACAGAACAUGAUGAAGCAAUAAUCAUAGCGGAGAUUGAUUAUUCACUUAUUGAGCUUAGAAGGACUAACCUACCAUUGCUGAAGCAAAAGCGUGGAGAUCUUUACCAGUUGGUGGAUGUUGAGAGGCUGAAAUCCGAAUGAAAGGUGCAAGGACUGCUUUGAACGCUCUUAUGCUUUAAGUUUUAUCCAAUUAGAAUAAAUUAACUUGCCGCUACUGCACCCUUUGCGCUUCUUCCAGACUACAACAGUUGUGGCUGUUUUGCUGCGGCUUGGUGCAAACGAGUAGCUCCCAGUUAAAAGUUACAUCGUGAUAAUUUGCAAUGUUCCAAUCUCUGUAUGUUUUACCGACUCUUUUAAGGUUCAGCAGUUGGCAUAACUUUGCUUUAAUGAAGGUUUUUCUAGGGCCACGUUUA
Molecule: messenger RNA, 1462 nt
Organism: Cucurbita moschata (crookneck pumpkin)
Lineage: Eukaryota; Viridiplantae; Streptophyta; Magnoliopsida; Cucurbitales; Cucurbitaceae
Product: omega-amidase, chloroplastic
Exons: 10
Coding region: 63-1190 (375 amino acids)
Biological process (GO): oxaloacetate metabolic process; L-glutamine metabolic process
Cellular component (GO): mitochondrion
Molecular function (GO): omega-amidase activity
Source: RefSeq, a predicted model, not a curated record